Molecule: messenger RNA, 714 nt
Organism: Miscanthus lutarioriparius
Lineage: Eukaryota; Viridiplantae; Streptophyta; Magnoliopsida; Poales; Poaceae
Source: the annotation of a GenBank genome assembly
AUGAAGAAGUCGAGCGGCAGCAGCCAUGUGAUCGGAGUUCCCGUCACCUCCACGGCGUACGCCAUCGAGGACACGACGACGACGAGGGACCGGCCGGCGGCUAACCAGGACGGAGACGAUCGCCUCGCGGUCUCGUUGACGCACCCGAGCCCCUACACUUCCUUCGGCUACAAGCACAGCAGCAAGGGUCAGGUGAUCCACUGGGUGAGCAAGCUGGGAAGACGAGCUCAGAGCUUCAGGGACCAUGUGACACUGGGUCCGAAGCUAUCGGAGACGGUGAAGGGGAAGCUGAGCCUGGGCGCGCGGAUCCUGCAGGCCGGCGGCGUGGAGCGCGCGUUCCGGCACGCCUUCUCCUCCUCAGCCGAGAAAGGCGAGCGGCUGGUGAAGGCCCUGCAGUGCUACCUCUACACCACGGGCGGGCCCAUAGCCGGGAUGCUCUUCGUCUCCACCCGCCGGAUCGCCUUCCGCAGCGACCGCUCCCUCGCCGUCACCUCCCCGGCGGGCGGCGACGCCAUCGUCGCGCGGGUGCCGUACAAGGUGGCGGUGCCCCUGAGGCGGAUCAAGAGGGUGAGGCCGAGCGAGAACGCCGACAAGCCGGAGCAGAAGUACAUUCAGGUGGCCACCGUCGACGGCUUCGAGUUCUGGUUCAUGGGGUUCGUCAGCUACCAGCGGUGCUGCAAGUACAUGCAGCAGGUGAUCUCCGAGCUGUCGUAG